GGAAAAACCCGAGCCCCAGCCAUUUUGGUCUGAUGUGAUCUUAGAGAAUACGAUCAGUUAUAUAUAUUCAUUUUCACAACUUGAUACACCAUAAAAACUUGUUAUCAUUAAAUUGUACUGACUUUGACGCAACAGACUGUGCUUUUUGUGAAUACAAAUUUGAAAGAUGAAGCGAAUACGGGUAAGAUUUUCAUCGUCAAGGGCAUAAUAAGUGGCAGCAAUAACCAGAAGGAACUCGGAAUGCCCCGUCAGUCAAUGGCGGAUCGGGCGUUGCCGUUGGAAAUUGGAGUUACUUACUUUUAUUUGUACUUAUGUAUUUGUUUAUGUGAGUUCAUAACAAUGGUUUGAAACUUACAGAGUGUAUUUUUAAUUGCUAGUGAGUGGUUUAAUUAUUGAAAAUUAAUUGUAAUAUACUUUUGGCAAUGCAAUAAAUAGAGCUGUAAUAGGAACUAAUCUUUCUUAAAAUUACGUAAGUCAAAUAAUUAAUUUAAAUCGAAUCACGCUUAACUGCGGCUAAACAAAUAAAUAAAAAAAACUAAAUUGUCCAAAAAAUAAUCGCGAAUUUAUCAAAAUUCAAAUAACAAUUUCUAAAAUGUUAUUUUAAAUUAUUCACUCACCGCACUCUCUUACUCUUACUCUUAGAAUUAAUUUAUUAAUUAAAUUACAAUCUGUUUUAUCAAUUAAACCAUUUUAAUUCAUUUUGCCUUUGCUUUUUUAGGAUUAGUAAACCAUAUUUUUCUCCUUUUACUAUAAUUAUCAUGAUGGUUACAUUAAUUUUUUUUAAUGAAUCAAAUUUUGUUAAGUUAAAACAAUAAAAAAUAGUAAUAGAAUAUAAAUGCUAAGGUUGUUGUCACUUUUCUUUUUUAACUCCUCGAAUGGACAACAACAAUCACCUACUUUGAGAAUCACUUGUCUAAACCAUCUUCUUAUUCAAAGGAAAUAUUGAGAUGAUUAAAUAAAUUUUUUAAAUGAAUCUUAUUUAUUUAAACAUUAUUAUCAUUACUCAUUGUCACAGACAAUCUCCAUGGACAUUGUAAUUUUGCAGCAACACCUUUCAAAAUUCAAAACACUCCAAACAUUUGUGAACCCUCCAGCCAGCGCCUUGAGAUUUCAAUGGUUUGCAUGUGCCCUAGAUUUUUGGGAAAAUGGGCAAGGAACAAAGGCGCCAAAUCAGGAGCUUUUUUGUGUGUGUGUGGGGGGGGGGGGGUUGGUGGUCACAGAACAAAUUUAUCGGAGGAAAAGGAAAAUGGGCAAGGAAAAAAGGCACCGAAUCAGGGGCUUUUUUGUGUUUGUGUUUGGGGGGGGGGGGGUUGUUGGUCACAGAACAAAUUUAUCUGAGGAAAUUAAUUCUGUUUAUAUAUGUUUUCUGUAAUCAGAUGUAUCUCUUUUGAAAGAUAAGUUAAAAUAUGCAUUUGGGUGGGGAUAAGAACCUUUUUAUUUUCUAAGUGUUUUAAUUUUUAAAUCAUGGGAAUCAGUAUUUCUCAUACAUCAUGAUGAAAUUGUUCAUUAAUAAAAAUGAAUAAAAUAACAAAAGUUUAAGUAAUUUUCAAGAAUCCCAAAUCUCAGAUUUUCCAAAGCAGCUCCAAAUAUACAUCCCUGAAUAGACAUCAUAUAAUGUCAUUAGUAACUUUUUAUAUUGAAGCCUAAUCUCCAUUAAUAAGUAUACAUAUCAUAGUUAUAUUAUCUAAUUAUUUUUUUUAGGGGAAAGUUCUGUACUUAUUUUUAAUGUGGCUAUAGUGCAAUUAACUUGUUUAUUUUUUUCUCUAUAAGUCUUAUAGAUAAUACUUAUUAGUAAAAUACAAUAAUUUUAUUAAUAAGGUCUGAAUUGUUUUGUUUUUUCCAGGGAAAACAAAUAGGGCGUAGCAUGGCACCAAAAGCUAAAAUUGUGAAAAAAGAGUACCCUAAUGAUGAUGUUCUUAGUAUGACAGAUGGUAAUAAAAUUUUUAAAAUUUAAUUUAGAAAAGAAGUGAUUAUAAUUUAAAUUUUUUAAAAUUUUUUCAAAAUUAUAUUCCAUAUGAUAUAUGGUACAGAAAUGGUUAUUUGAAAAUUUAUUUUAUGUUUGUAAUUUUUUUUAUUUGAAAAAAAUACUUCUUUGGUGAAAACUUUUGUUAUAAAAAAUAUAACUGAAUAAGUAAUUCUUUUAACUUGCAGCUCAUAACAAUCCUUUCCAAUCUCCUGCUCUAAAACCUUCAGUGGAAAUCACUCAGUGCAUAAGCUAUCAAAAGUUUCGGUAUAGUGGCGAAAAUCGACCAGGAAAAAAGUAUCAGGAAAAAGAAUUCAUGACAUUGAAGGUACCUUACUUUUUUCCUUAAUGUGUAUGUUUUAAAUAGAUGGCCAGUCUUGCAUCAUGUUAUUGCCAUGUCAAAAUUUGAACAUAACUUUUACCAGCCAUAGUUUUACUUGAAAUAAAAAUUCCUUCCUCAGGCGCCCUCAAUAAGCCAACUUAAAUUAUUAUGCAUUUUACAACUUUCAAUAGUUAGAAUGCAUUACAUUUUAUUUUAAAAAAUAUUUUGUUUCAUGUUUCUACAGCUAUGUAACCUCUCAGAUAAAGUAGUCCGUGUUGUUAUAAUUUGUACUGAUGCUGAUAAUCGAGAACUAAUCCAUCCAAAUGGACUUGUUGGAAAAGACUGUCAUGAUGGAAUUUAUGAUAAGGAAUAUGCUGUUACUAAGCCCUUAUAUCUUAUCAAGUAAGAAAAGGUCUUGUUUAUUGGUUGAAUUAAGCCUUAUAUAUUUUUGGAUCCUCCCUUUUUUUAACUACAUAUAAUAGCACAGAAAAUAUUAAAAUAACCUACCAAUUCCUUUCUUGAUUUAAUUUUUAAUUAAUGAAUAAUUUUUAACUUAAACUAUUUGUAUUCCUUUAAGAAUCCCUUAUUUGCGAACAGAAAGGAUUAAAACUAAAAAGAAUGAAUAUUCAAAGAUUCAGUCCGUUUUAAGUGAAAGGGCCAGUCAUCUGCCAUCACCAUAUAGAGGUAAUGUAUGUUUUAACUCUCACAUUUUUUUUAUUGCAUAGCUACAUCAAAACAACUAAAUAAAAACAUAAUUUAUUAUUUUGUCUUGUUCUUUGUUAUUAUUAUUAUUUUAUCUCCUCAAAGAACGAUGCUUAUCACAGUGCACAGACAAAUAUACCUCUUCUCGAAAGUUUGACACAACAAAAGUGUGUUUGGGUGUGAUCGUCACUGUCCAGAGCCAUCAAGGACCUUUCAAUGGAUCAUUACAUGCCAUUAGUCAUGUAGUUAGAAAUGCCAGUGAGUGUUAAAUGUUAUUUUUAUAAUUUUUAGCUAUGUACUGUUUCAUGCAUUUCUUUUUAUUAUUAAAAUUUUUUAAUCUCUUGGUCAAUAAUGAUGUUCUGAAAAUGCAGUUAAAGAAAUUCUGAGGGUAUAGGUAAAAGGAACAUUUUUAUAUGAAAUCAACUUUCUUAAACCAUCCUAAUAGAUAUUGCAUUAUUUUUUGCUAAUUUAGGUGAAAAAACAUCACUAAAAAUUUUAAAGCUGAGUCAGGAUAUGGUGCAAGGAUAUGGUGGAUAUAUUGAUAUAUUUACUACUGAAGAUGGUCCAGCUAUUGAACCUGGUAAAUAUUUCUUAAAGGCUAAUAUUAAAAUAGCUCAACCGAAAUUUUUUUCUCCUAAAAUAUUGUCUUUCCUAUAUGAAACACUAUAGCAUAGUGUAUGUUGUGUUUUCAUCUGAAAGUGUUAAGCUAGGAAGAAUAGUUAUGUAAAAAAAGUGCGAGGGCGCUAUCUUGUUAAGUUAUGAUUUACUAGAUGGAAUACAGUUUUUAAUUAAAUUUAACAACUCCGUCUUCUCAGCUUAUAAACCCUUAAGUAUCCCAUUUCAAAAAGUUUAAAUACUGUACCCGAUAAUUUACCAUAUACACUUGAGGUUUAGUUUAGCCACUGCAUUACAAAGAAUCAAUAAAUUUUCUAAACAUUUUGUAUUAUGUUUAUUACAGAUAAAUAUAUAGUCUAUGUUAGCUGCAAGUCAGAUAUUGAUGGUGAAGAGGGUUGGGUAUCUGACAAGCAUCAGCCAAUGAAGGAGGAAAUAUUGUACAAAAGAGUAAUAACUUAUGAGGUACCUCCAUUUGCGCCAAAUCCAAGUUUGGCUCAUCAAAUGGAAGCUACUCUUCAUCUUGAAUGUCCACAGAGUAAUCAGUUUUGUGAAUACAAAUUCUUUUAUGGUCCUCAUGGAGGUGUGUUUUUGUAAUUUUGUAUAGCUGCAGUAUUGUAUUCUAUUAACAAAAUAUAUGGUGUGAAGUAUUGUUUAAUCAGCAUGUUCUCAUUUUAACCCUUUAAACUGUUAUGAUGGGAGAUGAUCUGCUAAGAAUGCUUCUGAAAUUGAGAAAGUAAAUUAUAUAGAUCAAAUUGUUUUCAGUUUGCUAAGUGGGGAUAAUUCUCAUUAAUUAAAUUUUACUUGCACAUAUUUAAAAAUACCGGUAACUAAUAGUAAUAAACUUUGAUGAUUACAUAAUUGUUAAUGGUGUGCAACAUAUUGUUUUUUUUCUUCAAAUUUAUGAUAUAGCAAUAAAGUUGUGCACUGAUGCAAACCCUUCAAAAUCUAAGCCUAAAUUAUUAGAAUUAUUACAAAAUCUUCCAAAUUAAUGCAGUCUCUAAAUGAUAGGAUAAAUACCACUUGAUGAAGUAGAUUUGUUUACUUAUUAUGGAAGCAUCAUUAGAGAGGGGGGUGGGACUAGUUAGGACAUUAGAACCAGACAACUGAAAGUGAGGGAGCAUUGACUAUUAUUUUUUAAUCUUUAUUAUAAUUAAAAACAUUUUAGCUCACCAAGACUAAACAUUUCCAAAACUCUUUUAACUAUAUACUUUAUACACAAAUAUAACAUUCUGUGUCUAAAAGAAUACUUAAUCAGUGUGAUUUAAAAGCAAAAGACGUGUACAAUUAAAAACAUUUUUAAGGCCAAGGUUGCCUCAUGUAAUCCACAUUAUUUCCAGUGUUGUAUCAUAUGAGACCAACAUACUUUCAGAAAAUGUAUAGUGUAUGCUUAUAUCGGCCACUGAAUUCAUGUUCUAUGUGUUUUAUGUAAUUUAUUGAUUGAUUUAAUACUUAUAUAGCGGAAUUUAGUGGAACAUAUGAAAAUAAGUUUUGAUGCCACAGAACUAUGCAUUUAGCAGUUCGUAUGCAAACUCAUUUCUAAACUAUGAUAGCAAAAGGAAAUUACUAUAAAUAUCAACUAUGACCAGUUAGUACAGACUUCUCAGCUAAGUAAAAGAGCUGUUUGGAGGUUGUUAAGUACCUCAGCCACCAAAAUUGAUAAACUUAGUGUGGGGAUAAAGACCAGCUGUUUAUGCAAAAAAAAUAAAAUAAGUGUAAUAUUAACAGUUACGCUGCAGUUUCCCAAAUAAACCUGGUAAAUUUUAAAAAUAUAUAUAUGUAUAUUCCUUAAUCUUCAACAGGCAUUGUGAUUGAGAGUGAUCCACAUUAUAAUGGAAAUAAAUAUUAUACAGAGCAGGAUAUAAAACCUAAAAAAAGAUGUAAGUUUUUAAUUAAAAAGAAUUGAGACUAAUGGAUUAUUGUAGUGAUCAUUUAAAAUAUAACAUCAGUUAAUAGAUCACAAAUUAUAUUAAGUCAGAAUUUAUUCCUAGCAAAUUGUUUCAGCUUUUAUUUCAAUUUCUUUUCCUAGUCAUUCUUAAUAAUAAGAUAUUUUAAAGUUCAUAUGUUAUUCUGGUAAUGGAAAAUUAGCAAGUCCUUCCAUCCAAACUAUACAAAAAAUUUAUCUAAGAGUUACUAAGAGGUUAAAAUAAUUUUUUAAUUCCCUUAGCUGUACAAUUCUACAUUUCAUUUUUCAUUUCAAAUCUUCAUUGUUAAUGGGCUAAAGACUCAUUUGGAUUUCAUUGUGUGGAAAUGUGUUUUUAAUUACCUUUUGUGUUUUCAGUAUUACUGGAGCCCUCAGAAAAUGAUGGGAACACUGAGGCAAUAAAAGCAAACCUAAAGUCUAAACUUACAGCUCGACAAGGUCAAGGUAGCUCAAAGUUUUAGUUUUCUGUUUUUUUAACAUUGUGCAGACACAAAUCAUAGUUGUAACAAUCUUCAUACUCACAGAUGUUGUAAUUUAAUGAUAUUAGCAGAGUAAUUUCUAUGCUAUCUGUAACUUUUUUCUUUUAAAUUUCAUUUUUAUGUAUAAAUGAAAUAAAUGUCUGCAAUCAAAAAACAUUUUGUUGGGACAUAAUACAUUCUUUUAAACUCGCUCUUCAUGUUUAAAGAUUUUUACUGUUCCGGUAGUUAUUUAUAUCUUUUUUCUUCAUAACCCUUAUAAAUAUUUUUUUACUUACAAAUUUUUUAACCAAGUAUAAUUUUUUCAAAACUUACAGUUGUUAAAAAUAGAAAUACCGUUUCUCAUUUCAGAACAAAUUUAUUUAGACACACCAGGGGAAUCUCAGGAGGAAGGCAGCCACUAUAUUAUAGAGACACCUCAGAAUUACACUGGAGAACAUUCUGUACUGAUCCGUCAUCAGGACCCACAUACUGGAGAAUCAUCUUAUCUACUUGACAUGGAUGCUAGCAAAAACCUUAAUAAUAACUUGAACAGUGGGCAGCAGUAUGUUCAGCAGUAUUCAAUUGAUUCAAACUCUCUUUUACAAGGUAUGAAAAGUGUCAGAGGUAAACGAUCCCCCUACCAGCCUCAUUCUCAAGACAUGCAGGUAGUUGCUACUGGUUACUCAGAUGCUGUGCCACCAAAUACCACAGUAUUAAUCUACACCACUAACGGUGCUGGGUUUACUGAGCAAGUAGCUAUUGAUGGGGGGGAGCAGGUGGAAAUUCAUGAGUUAUCUGAUGAAGAAGCAGCAGGUUCUUCUAUAAUAGUCAAUGGUGAAAGUAUAACUAAUGAAGUUGACAAUAAUGACACACAAACCACAGUGGUUCAAAAUGGGACAUCAGAACAGGUGAUCCGCCGUGACUUGAUUGCUGAGAAAAGAUUAGCCAACACAAAAGAAAACUUCAAGUCUAUUAAUGAGACCAUGGCUGAUAGAUCAAGAGGAGUAAAUCAGACUGUCUCAGAUCAUGGCAUAGUGGGAUCUGAAUCAAGGCAGCAAACUGUCAGAACUUCAUACAGUGCUUGUGAUGUUCAUACCCCAAAUACUUCUAAAAAUCCUUCUUCAGAGAGAUUCAGUCCAACUCCUACCUCCUCACCUUCAACCAUCCCUCCUCUUCGCAGAAUGUUGAUCCCUCACAAACAAACAUCAAGUGCCUCUGCUUGGGAAGUGGGCAAUGAAGAUGACCAAUCAGAGUCAUACAAUCUCAUGUUUGGUAUGGAUAAACCACCUGCUCUUGUUAAGCAGGAACCAGCAGAUGAGGAGACUCACCGACAAGUAAAUAAAUAUCCCCAAUCAUCAACUUUCCAGCAUCGUUACAUAGCCCAAAAACAAAUUCAUCAUUUAGAAAAUGGUGGAAAUAAUGCCACAAAUUCAGAAAAGAAUUUGGUUAAAGAGAUGGAGACACCUGGUAAACCAGAAAAUGCUAAUUUGGCCUCAAUGGAAAUAGAUCUGCAAGGUGCUAUUGUAGAAAAUUUACCAACCAUGAAAGUGUUUGAACUAGCAGAGAUUAUAGAAAAAGGUCUUCCAUCAACUACAGUAGAGCAUGGUGAAGCUGAUGGAUAAAACAUAAAAUUAUUAUUAUUUUUUUUUCCCUUCAAAAUUUCAUAUUCAUUUUUGCUAAUUUCAAACAAUUUGGAAGUUUAAAAGUGCUCAAAAUUUUUAUUAGAGGUUGUGUGUUGUUGUUUCUGGUAUAAAAUGUUUCACAAGUCUCAUUAUAAAAAAAAUAAAUGAAAAAGCAAUGGAUUUAAAUUUUGAUUGAUUUUUUAGUUCUACAUUUAUAGUACUAAGUAGAAUUCCAAACUGAAUUGCAAAUAUAUAUAUAUGUAUGUAUUGUAUGGAAAAGGG
Lymnaea stagnalis (great pond snail) is the source of this 7885-nucleotide messenger RNA. NCBI's taxonomy places the organism in Eukaryota, Metazoa, Mollusca, Gastropoda, Lymnaeidae. The record is from the annotation of a GenBank genome assembly.